Molecule: messenger RNA, 738 nt
Organism: Micromonas pusilla CCMP1545
Lineage: Eukaryota; Viridiplantae; Chlorophyta; Mamiellophyceae; Mamiellales; Mamiellaceae
Exons: 1
Biological process (GO): mitochondrial electron transport, NADH to ubiquinone
Molecular function (GO): NADH dehydrogenase activity
Source: RefSeq, a predicted model, not a curated record
UCGCAGCACCGCGACACGCCGACGAACAACGACGCCCUGAAGUGGGACUUCACCGAAGCGAACGCGCCGCUCGUGCGCGAGAUCUUAGAGCGGUACCCGCCAAACUACAAGCGCAGCGCGAUGAUCCCGCUGCUCGACGUGGCGCAACAGCAAAACGGCGGAUACCUCUCCGUGCAGGUCAUGAACCGCGUCGCGGAGAUUUUGGAGGUGGCGCCGAUCCGCGUGUUCGAGGUCGCGACGUUCUACUCCAUGUUCAACCGCCAGCCCGUGGGGAAGUACCACGUCAUGGUGUGCGGCACGACGCCGUGCAUGCUUCGCGGCUCGCGGGAGGUGAACGCGGCGCUGGAGCAGCACCUCGGGAUUAAAAAGUUUGAAAACACGCCGGACGGGAUGUUCACGCUGGGGGAGAUGGAGUGCAUGGGGUCGUGCGUCAACGCGCCGAUGAUCGCGGUCGCGGACUACACGAACGGCGUGGAGGGGUACACGUACAACUACUACGAGGACUUGACCCCCGCGGACGCGGUCGCGGUCGUCAAGGCGUUGAAAGCCGGGCAGAAGCCGCGCGUCGGGAGUCAGCACAGGGACAAGGCGGAGCCGAUGGGCGGGCAGCAGACGCUCACGAGCGAGCCGCCGGGGCCGUACUGCCGGGAUCUGAACAAGGCGAGGGCGGACCUGGAGGCGGCGGCGAAGGCGGCGGCGGAGGCGGCCGCCGCCGCGGAGAAGGAGAAGAAGGCGUGA